Monomorium pharaonis (pharaoh ant) is the source of this 3135-nucleotide messenger RNA. It is a transcript of the gene Xpc, whose product is annotated as DNA repair protein complementing XP-C cells homolog. Gene Ontology annotation, molecular function: single-stranded DNA binding; damaged DNA binding. NCBI's taxonomy places the organism in Eukaryota, Metazoa, Arthropoda, Insecta, Hymenoptera, Formicidae. The transcript has 6 exons. The coding region runs from base 175 to 2856 and encodes 893 amino acids. The record is from RefSeq and is a predicted model, not a curated record. Gene Ontology annotation, cellular component: cytoplasm; XPC complex; nucleotide-excision repair factor 2 complex. Gene Ontology annotation, biological process: nucleotide-excision repair; mismatch repair.
GUUAUGCACGUGUAGUGUUGUGCAGCGUUCUCACAUUGUUGUCUUUUGAAUUCUUCAAAAUUCAUUUAAAUAAUAUAAAUUGUAACGACUCUGUACAAGGUAGUCACAAUCUUUGUUAUAUAUACAUUAUAAGAAAAAUCAAUUUUUCAAAGAAUUAGCAGAAUAACACUCAGUAUGAAUAAUUCCGACGAUGACAGUUCCGAUAGCAGCAACGAUUUCUCUGGUAUCACAUCGAAGGACGAGCUGACAGCGAGUUUCUUCACGAUAAAACCGGUGGCAAAGCCUAACCUAGUUGACUUGAAGCACGACAGUGAGGACGAGAGCAGCGACGAUGAAAAUUUCGCCAGUGUAUCCGAGACGAAUGGCAUCGAACUGUUCUCCGAUGUGGUCAAGAAUCUGGAAUCCUCGCAGAAGAUCAGUGUCAAUGACGAAAAGCCUAAGCAGCACUUUCUCAAAAACGACAGUAUGCAGGUCAACAAAGUCAAGACAGCGAAUAAAAGAAAAAAUAUAUCGGACGAGAUAAAUGCCGUUUUGCUUCAAGGGGAAAGCGGAGCACAUGCGUUUAAUGAGGAUGAUGAGGACACGAAUGAUGAAGACACGAAUGAUGAGGAGAAGCAGGAAGAGGAUGUUAAACGACCCGAGGAUUACACUAUACCUAAGGAAGGUGUCAAGAUAACUUUGCCAGGCACAAAUAUGAUCUUCAAAAAGAAAACAGGCAGCAAAAAGGAAUCAGAUCUGGCCACACUUUUGCGAAGGAAAUUAAAAGCCAAUCAGAUCAUUAUAGAAAAAGCAGCUAGACUUUGUUGGUUGGCAUAUGGAUUUCACUUGAAUCAUCAGGCAAACGAUCCUGAAAUAAUGGCAACAACACUGUCUCUUGUCUCUAUGAAAAAUUAUCCAAAAGACAGUUUUAAUUUGGAAUAUCUGACAAAAUUUACGAAAUGGUUUAGAAAUACAUUUAUAGUAGAAUCCUAUGAUAAUGAGGUCAUUAUAAAUAAGGAAACAUUAUUGAAAAGAAUCACUGAGAAGAAAAUUUACAAUUACAGAGAAUUAGUAAUACUGUAUGUGGCAGUACUAAGAGGUAUUGGCUUACACUGUCGUUUGGUGGUGUCUCUCAAUCCGCCGCUUGUAAAAGCUUACAAUGAACUGCUGCCUAAAGCAAGCACAACAAAGAAAGAUGACAAAAUUAAAGAAGAAACAAAAGAAACAAAAACGAAGAGAACAGUUUCGUCUAAAAAAGCUAAAAAUGUGGAUUCAAAAAAAGAUGUUAAAAAUAAGACCAUAAUUCAGAAUGACGAAAAUGCCCGAAAAAACGCUAAUGAAGAGGCAAAGAAAAAGGCAGCAGAAGUUCUUCGUUCAAAAUAUUCAUAUGAUAAGAAGAACAAAGACAAGUUAAAUAACAGUACAUCCAUACAAAGUAAUGCUUCUACGUCCAAAAAUAUAGAGGCAGCUUCAACAAGUUCAAAAAAAGUAGAAUCUGGUCCAUCCCCAAGGCGCUUGAGAUCUAGUAAAACACGCGAUGCUGCAUCUACUUCAACCAAACAACAGAAUACUGCCGAGAACAUUUCAGAAAAUAAUCAACCUAAAAGAAAAAAUUCUAAGAAACGAUCAUGUAGUUCAAGUUCUGAAGAAGAAAAAUCGUCCAGCGAGUCAAAAGGGAAAUACAAUAAUAAAAGUAAAACGCUCGUUAAAUCUAAAAAAAAGAAUAACGAAAAAGUCCAAACGUCGACAGAUGAUGAGGAAACUGCUAAUAAAUUAAAAAAGAGACAAGAUGUAUGGGCUGAAGUAUAUGUGGAAUCUAAAGCAUGUUGGAUAUGUGUAAAUGUUGUGGAUGGAAAUAUAGAUUGCGUGACUGAAAUUUAUAAAAAAGCGAGCAAACCAGUAUUAUACGUGAUAGCUUAUAAUUCAGAAAGAUUAAUAAAAGAUGUCACAAGACGCUACUGUCCGCAGUGGCUCUCUGUCACACGUAAGCAGCGUGUCGAUGAGAAAUGGUGGACUCAGACUUUGAAUUAUUGGCGAGAAAGAGAAACGGCUAUGUCUAAACAGGAAGAUGAAUUACUAUUGCAAAAGGAAUUGGAGCAACCAUUACCUAAAACCGUUGGCGAAUGUAAAGGGCAUCCUCUAUACGUUCUCGUCAGGCAUUUGCUCAAAUACGAAGCCCUGUACCCACCAGAUUGCGUACCAUUAGGACAUUUGAAAACGGGCGAAGCUAUUUACUCGCGGUAUUGCGUACAUACGCUGCGCUCACGAGAGACCUGGCUAAAGAAGGCACGAGUAGUUAAACCGAAACAGGACCCUUAUAAAAUAGUCAAAGCACUUCCGAAAUAUGACAAGCUUUCAGGUAUGAGACUUAAGGACUCUGCAUUGGAACUGUUCGGCGAAUGGCAAACUACAGAAUACAUUCCCCCAGAAGCUAAAAAUGGAAUCGUACCCCGCAAUGAAUAUGGAAAUGUGGAUUUGUUUAAGAAAUGUAUGCUUCCAAAAGGCACAGUGCAUAUAAACCUUCCAGGAUUAAAUCGCAUCGCGCGGAAAUUGAACAUAGACUGCGCGACUGCUGUAGUAGGUUUCAAUUUCGGUUGCAGGGGUGCUUUGCCAGCCAUGGAAGGUUACGUCGUGUGCGCCGAAUACGAGGAUACGUUACGAGAAGCUUGGGAAGAAGAGCAAGUCACAGCGGCUAAACGGGCCGCCGACAAGGCAAAGAAGAAAAAUUAUGCCAAUUGGAGGAAGCUUAUUAAGGGUUUACUCAUUCGGGAAAAACUGUUGAAAAAAUAUGAGUUUAAUGAGGAAACGAAGACGGAUCAGUCGAACAAACGUUCAAAAACACAAAAGAACACCGUGAAGAAGUCCAAAGCUCAAUAAAUACAUGUGUAUGCAUGUGGUACGCAUAUAUACAAUAGUAUAUACAAAAUUUUCAAAUUGAUACUUAUUGUUAUAAAAUGUGUUUGUCAUCGAUAUACCUCAGGUUGUAUAAAGCUCCAUGUAUACUUGAUAAUGUUACUUUGAUAUUUGUUCGUUCAGGUAUUGCAUAUAAUUUUAUAGCGCGCUGUAAAUCUUUUUACGUGAAUUAAAUUAUUUUUACAGCAUAAUGCAAGCCGUACGUGAUGUUUUUUCAAACUCAAUAUAUAUUGUAACAAAGAA